Molecule: messenger RNA, 1682 nt
Organism: Eriocheir sinensis (Chinese mitten crab)
Lineage: Eukaryota; Metazoa; Arthropoda; Malacostraca; Decapoda; Varunidae
Product: isocitrate dehydrogenase [NAD] subunit gamma, mitochondrial-like
Exons: 9
Coding region: 63-1124 (353 amino acids)
Biological process (GO): isocitrate metabolic process; tricarboxylic acid cycle
Cellular component (GO): mitochondrion
Molecular function (GO): NAD binding; oxidoreductase activity, acting on the CH-OH group of donors, NAD or NADP as acceptor; magnesium ion binding
Source: RefSeq, a predicted model, not a curated record
GGUCGUCGCUACUCGUGGCAGCGUUGGCAACGCUGCCGCCGGCUGGGAGGUAAACACACGCCAUGGCCGCCCUCAGGAACUCCCUCGCCCUGCUGCCCCGCCUUCCCCGCCUCCUCGGCGCCGCCCCCAGGGUAACAAGCACAUGCCCUCAGAGAACCUUCACAGCAUCCCAGCCGUUCCCGGUGGCACAGUAUGGCGGGCGGUUCACCGUCACCAUGAUCCCCGGCGAUGGCAUUGGCCCCGAGAUGAUGGGCUACGUGCGGAACAUCUUCAGGUACGCGGGGGUGCCGGUGGACUUUGAGGAGAUUCAGAUCACCAAGGACUCCACCGAGGAUGAGUUUGAGAAGGCGCUCAUCUGCAUCAAGAGGAACGGAGUGGCCCUCAAAGGUGGGAAACGCCACCCCCUCCGCUACCCUGACCUGGACAUUGUGCUCAUCAGGGAGAACACGGAGGGGGAGUACUCCAUGAUGGAACACGAGAAUGUGAGUGGCGUGGUGGAGAGCCUGAAGGUCAUCACACGCUUUGCCUCGGAACGCAUCGCCCGCUACGCCUUCCAGUACGCGGAGAGGAACGGGAGGUCAAAGGUCACCGCCAUACACAAGGCCAACAUCAUGAAGAUCUCCGACGGACUAUUUCUCGAGACCUGCUGGCGCGUCUCAAAAGAAUACCCGCACCUUGAAUUCUCAGACAUGAUCGUGGACAACACUUGCAUGCAGCUGGUCUCUAAGCCUCACCAGUUUGAUGUCAUGAUUCUGCCUAACCUCUAUGGCAAUGUGGUGUCCAACGUCGCCUGUGGGCUUGUCGGAGGGCCCGGUCUGCUGUCUGGGAGGAAUUAUGGAGAGCAUUUCGCCGUGUUUGAGCCUGGCACACGCAACACAGGGACAUCGGUGGCUGGGUUGAACGUCGCAAACCCGGUUGCAAUGCUUAACGCAGCCUGUGAUAUGCUGGACCACCUGGGCCUGACCGCUCACUCUGGGCUCAUCCGCAAGGCUAUUGAUAAGACCAUUAAUGUGGACUUGAUACAUACUGCUGAUAUUGGCGGACAAGCAACCAGCCUCGAUGUGGUUCAGAAUAUCAUCCACGAGGUUCAGGAAGCAACCAAAGGAGGCAGUUGGUUAGGAUAGGCCUACCCCCCACCCCCACCCCCACCCCCCGCCGCCCCUCCAGCCGCCGCAGUCACACCUGAGAAUUACGUUUACUAAUGAGCCUAAUUAAGGAAAAUGAGACAGGUAAUUAGAUAGAUCAUUGUUAUUAUUAUUGUUGAUGUUAGGGUCUCAAUUAUCUACCUAAUGCUUUAAUAUCUACACACACAUAUAUACGUCAUUAGUGAAACAAUUAGAGAGAAAGUAAGAUAGCAAUUAAAGAAAGAAAGAUAGCAAUUAAGAGAAAGAAAGAAAGCAAUUAGAUAUAGUAAAGAAAGAAGAUAGGAAAUUAAUUAAGAAUAUGAAGUUAGAGACUAAUAAAAAAAGAAUAUAUAUGAUUUUAAAGACAUUGAAAAAGCUUUAUUGUUAAUAGUAGAAAGUUAGUAGAUACAGUCGUGUGUGUGUGCGUGUGUGUGUGUAUGUGUACAGUGUAAGUAUGUGUGUGUGUGUGUGUGUGUUUUAUUUGUACAUAGUCACCGCCGUCACUUUGUUCGUUCGUGUGUUUGUUCGUUGUACAAUACUUAAGUGGUGGUCAUGAAA